Molecule: messenger RNA, 1704 nt
Organism: Colletotrichum spaethianum
Lineage: Eukaryota; Fungi; Ascomycota; Sordariomycetes; Glomerellales; Glomerellaceae
Product: ankyrin-2
Exons: 1
Coding region: 1-1704 (567 amino acids)
Molecular function (GO): protein binding
Source: RefSeq, a predicted model, not a curated record
AUGUCGGCCGACGAAGUCGCCGCUGCGGUCACCCUGCAAGAUGCAGACCAAAGCAAAUCGUUUCUCUCAUUCGGCUCUUCUUUCUCCAAGCUAUCUCUCAACUAUGACCUUGGAACGCAACAGGUGCCACCUGACAACAUUAACUCGGAUGACUGGGACCCCGAACCCGAUCAUCCAGAUGGACCAAGCAAAGACAUCUUGAACCACCAGUACGAAGCAAAUCAGGAAAUAGUCGAGCGCCUGGUGAACUGCGGCAUCUUCCUUCGAGCGUCACUUUACCAGAAGCGAGGGAUUGAAAUCCGAGAACAGCUGAGCCAACCUGGCUACAACCUCGGAUUUAGUUUCGCAGAGCAAGCUGCUAUGAAAGAGAGACUUGCUGGUAUUCUUUUGAGAAGCGAGACAGACGAGGAAACUGUUGAAGCGAAAAUCAUACUACAAAAGCUCUUAGAAGAAGAAGUCAAACAACCCGAGGAGUUCAGAGAUGUUGAGCGCCGUAGCCGCUUGUAUCACGACCUUGGAUGCCUCUACAUCAAGCUUGGAAACCUGAAGCAGGCCAAGACAUUUCUCAGUCGAGCUCUUGAAGGGCGAAAAACCCAGGAACCUAUGCCAGUCCACUUGGUACAAGAAACGGCCGACUUUUACAUCAAAGCCCUACAACUUGACGGAGCUUUUGAUGAAGCACGUGGGGUCGAAGUUUGGGUCAACACUGUAAUCAUGCCCAUGACUAGUCGACCAGCAUCACCACCAGACUCGGAUUCAACGCGGGGCCCCAGAAGACUAUCGUCUAUGGGUGAGCUAUCUCAAGCCUUUGCUUGGUGCCGAGAGAACGGCUUCGACAUCGACACGCCAAGCGGGUUUCGAUUCGAUACUUGCGACUUUAUGACGCGGACAUCGCCACUCCACAAAGCGAUCCAGGAUGAGAAUGUCGAGGUCCUAAGGCAGAUGGUGGGGCAUGUUGCCAGCCUUGAGACUGGCGGCGAUCUCGGUGUCCCGACACCAUUGCUACUUGCGGCAUCAACCAAGAAUCGUGAUAGUGUUGGUUUGCUCUUACGAAAGCAUGCCCGUGCCGAUGUUCGUGAUAGUGCAGGGCUUAGUCCACUCCACCGAUGUCAAAGCAAGUCCGGUGGUGUUAAUGUGGCCAAGCUCCUGCUCGAAGAUACCCCUAUUCUGUUGGACAUCAUCGACAACUCGGGCAAAACAGCGCUGUUCAUGGCUUGCGAGAUGGGAAACGAGAAGAUGGUUCGGUUCCUCCUAGACCAAGGAGCCGAUCCCAACAUUUGCCAUCAGACAAGGAGAGGCCCAGCAUUGUCUCCCAAUUUGAGUAGCACCAACGUGUGUACUCCAUUGAUUGCCGCGAUCCAAGUGGUAGCAACAAGAAGCGCGCGCAAGAUCGGAAUGAUUAAAGACUUGUUAUCACAUGGAGCCGACCCCCGCCUCACUGAUGCCAAUGGUAGAAAUGCUUUCCAAGCAGCUAACAACUCGGGGUUGGCUGGGUCGGAGAUCAAGCGGCUCCUCCAAGAGCAUGGGUCGACACCAUCUCGGAAGUCCAGUGAUGCAUCUUCUUCGACGACAAUACUUACCAGGUCCUCGAACUCGAGUGAUCAAAUUCAGCAUGCAUCUAGCCGGAGGAAUAAUCUCAUAAGAUUUUGGAGCAAGUCCGAGUCGACCCAUUCAGGAGUCGAGUCAGUUCCAGAGAGGGAGUAA